ACAAGCCUGGCGUCCAGCCUCCAGACCUGUGGAUCCAUCACGGCCACUUGGAGCUGAAGAACUUUGACAAGGGUGAGCGCAGCAACUCCCCCAACCACGCCUCCAUCAUCCAGCACACAGGAGUCGCGUCACAUCACAAUGGGACCAAAAAAGGACGAGAAGGGACAAGACAAGAAGAAAAGGUCUUCUGCUGCCGCUGCUGCCUCUCCUGAUGAUGAUGAGCAACAAGAAGACACUCAAGAACAACCUGCCAAGAAAGUGAAGGGACGAUCCAAGAAGAGGUCAUCGUCUGCUACCGGGGAGACACCCCCUCCUCCAGCCCUCUUGCGUCACCAAUCCACUUGGACACAGAGCCCCAACCUGGUCAUGAUGAUGCUGGGUGUGUCUUUUGCUCAAAAUCGGGAGCAAAUUCUUGGAGGAGAUUUGAAACUCGUAGUAGAUCCGGAGUUAUCGGUGUAGUUCGUCGUACAUUGUAGUACUUCGUACUUACAAAUCGGGACAGUUGGUGUGGUUCGUGAUACUUCGUAGUACUUCGGCUCCAAAACUCGGCGUACUUCGGGAGAAAAUCAGGGUGAAAUCAUAGUACAUCGUAGCAUAUUGUAGUACGUCAUAGCACUUUGGGAAAUAAUUUGGUGUACUUCGGGGAAUAUGCCCUCGAGGUCGACCGAACGCCUCGAGAUGAAAAGAUAAACAAAUUUUCGUAGUGAUUCGGGGAAAACGCUGUCUCCCGAGGUACUACGAUUUUUUUGUGAUUCGGCGUCUGUGAGACCGGGGGGGGCGCGGCAGGUCCCUGGUACCCCCGCCUGGUUCAUGGCCGCCUCGCACAAGACCAAGGUUGUCGCAAAGAACAUAUCCAGAAUUGCACUCAUUUCCGAGGAGGCGACGAAAUACACGGCACAACAGGUCAGAAGGUCAAGGAACGCCCCAUUGCCAGCACCUUCUACGCACCCUUCGACCUUUACGAGCGAGGCAAGUUCGACGAGAUCCUUGAGGGGAUGGUCAGCUCCCACGCCCAGAACGAGGACAUGGCCAUUUCCGAAGCCAUGACCAGCAAGAUGUUCGAGGACGCUAAGACUGGUGUUGGCCUGGACCUGGCGGCACAGAUCCUGCAGCAGGGGCGUGACCACGGCAUCGCUGGAUACAACCGCUGGAGGCACCUCUGCGGCCUCCCGAAAGCUGCCUCCUUCCAAGGCCUGAGUGACGUCGUUGCCCCGGAAAACAUCAAGAAACUACAAGGGAUUUAUAAGCAUGUGGAUGAUGUGGAUCUCUUCACCGGUGGACUCGCGGAAAAGCCAAACUGUGGAGCGCUGGUCGGGCCCACGUUUGGCUGUUUGAUUGGUCGCCAGUUCCACCACCUGAGGCGAGGCGAUCGUUACUGGUAUGAGGACGACAUCCCGCCCUCCUCAUUCACUAAGGAACAACUUUACGAGCUCUGCAAGACCAGCCUGGGACGUGUGAUCUGCGACAGCAGCGACAAGCUCCAGCACGUCCAGCCCAAGGUCAUGCUGGAGGCUGAUUCCUUCCUGAAUGCCCCAAUGGCCUGCCAGGGGAAGCAUAUCAAGGGUGUGGACCUGAAGAAGUGGAAGACCGCCAGCCCCAACUUCAUCAUUCCCGACAAGAUGCUUCAGGAGAGCAUUGAGAGGGCCAGGCGCGACAUCACCAACAUGAGGGACUCCGAGUGGAACCUCUGGGAAGCACCACACACACCAACUGACCCAGGACCCAGAACGAAGCAACAGACUAACUCCCGACCCAGACUGACCCCAAGCGGACACCCCAGGACGCAACGCCCGACCUGGGGGGGCCAACGCGUGACCCCUGACCUCAUGCAAGCGCUGGUGGGCAGGGGGUCGGAAGCGCAGGGGAGUGAGGACUUGAAGUUGAGUCCGAGGGUUAUGCGGGAGGCCGAGGAGCUUCUGACGGAUUGCUUUAGCGCGGGUGUCAAGGCUUGGGGGAUUAUGAGGCAACACGAACGGCAGCUGUGGCAGAAACGUCAGGCAGCAUAAGGGCACGAAAAACAGCUGACCGCCAGCUGAAGGACACUGAAUCCGGGUCACCAAGCAGCGUCCUCGACCUGAUGGAAGUGUUGGCAAACAUUGACGUGAGCGACAUCAUGGAAAUCCCCAGUGUGUUUGAGUGUGACGACCAGACCUGCCUUGCGACCAUACACCACGAUUCCGUACGGCGACAGGAUGGUGCAAUAACCUGAAUUUCCCGUCCUUCGGCAAGUCAUUCCGGGCCAAGAGUCGUCUGUUGAGGCCCUCCUAUGAAG
Eriocheir sinensis (Chinese mitten crab) is the source of this 2272-nucleotide messenger RNA. RefSeq names its product peroxidase-like protein 3. Bases 996 to 2006 code for a protein of 336 amino acids. The transcript is spliced from 10 exons. The record is from RefSeq and is a predicted model, not a curated record. Lineage: Eukaryota; Metazoa; Arthropoda; Malacostraca; Decapoda; Varunidae. Gene Ontology annotation, biological process: response to oxidative stress. Gene Ontology annotation, molecular function: peroxidase activity; heme binding.